Salvelinus namaycush (lake trout) is the source of this 993-nucleotide messenger RNA. Its product is annotated as organic solute transporter subunit alpha-like. The record is from RefSeq and is a predicted model, not a curated record. The transcript has 8 exons. Bases 1 to 993 code for a protein of 330 amino acids. Lineage: Eukaryota; Metazoa; Chordata; Actinopteri; Salmoniformes; Salmonidae. Gene Ontology annotation, biological process: transport. Gene Ontology annotation, molecular function: transporter activity.
AUGGAAGAAGCCCUCAACAGCACUAUACAUCCGACCUGUUUACAAGAACCCCCGCUGGCUAUCGAUAUCAUAAAGCAACUGGAUGUCUUUGGGGUGGCUCUGUACUCCAUGCUGACCCUCAUGUCUACGCUGUCCCUGCUACUAUACCUGGAGGAGUGUGUGUUUAUCUAUAGAAAAGUCCCGUCUCCCAAGAAGACAACUAUUAUGUGGGUAAAUGGAGCUGCACCGGUCAUUGCUACCAUGGCUUGUUUUGGUAUGUGGAUCCCAAGGGCAACCAUGUUUACAGAUAUGACCUCUAAUUCGUACUUUGCAGUGGUGGUGUAUAAGGUCUUAAUUAUGCUGAUAGAGGAGAGUGGGGGUAGCGAGACCUUUCUGAAGCGCAAUUACAAGAAAACCUUCAAGAUCAGUACAGGACCGUGCUGCUGCUGCUGUCCUUGCCUGCCCCACGUUCCGGUCACACGGCGUAUGUUAUUCCUGCUGAAGCUGGGGGCUCUUCAGUAUGCUAUAUUAAAGACACUUCUCUCAAUCCUCUCCAUAAUAUUGUGGACCAACGGCAACUUUGAUAUUUCUGAUAGUGAGAUCACAAACACGGCGAGUUGGAUCAACCCAUUUAUAGGGGUUCUCACCAUCAUCUCCCUUUGGUCUGUCACCAUCAUGUUCAUGAACACAUGCAACACACUGCGUAGCGUCAGGAUCAUACCUAAGUAUGCCAUGUACCAGCUGGUGCUGGUGCUCAGUCAGCUGCAGACGGCCAUUAUUAACGUCCUGGCCUUGGAUGGAACCAUUGCCUGCUCCCCGCCCUUCUCCUCUAGAGCCCGUGGCACCAUGUUGAGUCAGCAGCUAAUGAUUGUGGAGAUGUUCAUCAUCACCCUGGUCACCCGGGCGUUGUACCGCCGCACUUAUGACCCACUGCCCUCCGACCCCCACGAGACUGACAACGACCAGAACACCAAUAUCAGCCUGCAGGCACCACAGUGGGAGCAUGCUGCCUGA